AUGACAACCAAAGAUUUUAAUAACGAAUACGAAAAUUAUCAAAUAUCCGAAGGUACAAAUACAGAGAAUGAUAUUUAUGAUCAAGGAUCAUUAUCAAAUUAUAUUGAUACGAAAAGUAACAAGAUUGUAAUUAAUAUCCCACCAAAAAGAAUUAAAUCAAAUUCAAAACAAAUAAAUAAAAUGCAAAUUUCACGAUUACAAUCAGGUCAAGCAUCUCCUAAUAAGAAUUCAAUAAAUUCACCAUCUUCAGCGAUAAUUAAAAAUGAAAAAAAUACGAAUAGUAUUAAAUAUUCCAUAACAGUCGAUACAAGUAAAGCACGAACAAAUCUUGACGUUGUACGUUUAUGUUUACGAGAACUUCGAUGGAAAGAAUCUUCAUCUGAUACUGCUCUUCAUUCUGAUAUAUAUUGGCAUGCAUCAUCCUAUCAUGAAGGAAAUACAGAUUUUGCAUUAAGUACAGGUCGAGUGAAUAAAUUUCCUGGCAUGAAUGAUCUCUUACGUAAAGUUCAUUUGAGUCGUUUAUUGAAUAAUAUGCGAUUAUUAUUUCCAAAUGAAUAUGACUUUUAUCCUAGAACAUGGUUUCUUCCAGAACAAAAUCAACAGUUUAAAGAUGAUAUACGUUAUAUACAUCAAUUAGAUAAAAAAUGUAAUCGUCAACUAACGACAUUUAUUGUUAAACCAUCAGGCGGUUCACAAGGUGAAGGGAUAUAUUUACUCCGAGAUCCAUCUCAAAAAUUGAGUACAAAACGUUCAUAUGUUGCUCAAGAAUAUAUCGAUCGACCAUUAUUAAUCGAUGGUCUUAAAUUUGAUUUAAGAAUUUAUGUUCUUAUAUUGAAUUUAUAUCCAUUAGAAAUUUUUCUUUAUGAUGAAGGUCUUGUUCGUUUUGCUACAAUUGAUUAUAAUCGUCCAACAACUGCAAAUAUUCAUGAAAUAUAUAUGCAUUUAACAAAUUAUUCUUUAAAUAGACAUAAUAUUAAUUAUAAACAUACAAUUAAUAAUAAACAAACAGAUGGUAGUAAACGUAAAUUAAGUCUUAUUUGGAAACAAUUAAGUAAAAUAUAUGGAAAUAAAAAAAUCGAAUACACAAAGUUUUUAAUUACUGAAAUGAUUAACAAAACAAUAUUAGCUAUAGCACCUGAAUUAUGUGUUGAAUAUGAACAUGAAUUUUUAUUAAGAAAAAAACAAGGAUUGUCUUGUUUUCAGAUUAUUGGUUUUGAUAUAAUACUUGAUAAUCAACUGAAACCAAUAUUGCUAGAAGUCAAUGCAAAUCCUUCGCUUAGCAUUGGUUUUGAUAAAGAAAAUGAACAAGGAAAAUUAAUUUGCCAAUCAAGUCCAAUUGAUGAAGAAAUAAAAAGACCUUUAGUUCUUGAAACACUUAAAUUAGCAUUACCAAAAAAACAAUUAAAUACAAUUGCUCGUCAUGUUAAAUAUCAGGUGAAUGAUAAAAUUAUAACUGAACGAAUUGAAAGAGUGGCUCAACGUCGUCUUGAAGAACGAAAUAGGAAAAUAAAAGAUGAACGGCAACGUCGUUUUGAUGUAAAAUUAAAUCCAUUUUUUUCACGACCAUUAAAAAGCGCACCGCAAGAAUCUUUACGUCAACAACAAGUGUAUAUUUCUUCUCCAAGACAUUCGGAUCAUAUAAUCCUACGACAAGAAGAUUUGUUAAUAUAUCCAUCAAUAGAUUCUGGAGAAAAACUUCGUGGUUCUAUUGAUAAUGAUGAAAUUUGUUCAUCUAUAACAGCUACAACAUUUUCUUCACUAGAUACAAGACAACCUUCGAUUAAUUCUGAACCAUUUGUUUCUAUAAAAACAAAAACAGAUACAGCAGGACCUUUAAAACUUAUUUUUUCAUCAAAUAAUCAAACAAAAUAUGAACAUUUACUUGUAGUGAAUAAAAUAGCCGAUAUUUAUAUUCAACUCGUCGUUAAGUUAGGAUCUAAAACAAUGACUAGUGAACAAUUUCGCAGUUUUGCUAAUACAUGUCGAAUUAUUGACAAAACAAUCACAUCAUCAUCAAUCGACAUUCUUUAUUAUCAAAUACUUAAAAAAUGGCAACAGUUUGUAUCAAAAACAACUUUAACAGGUCUACCAUUUGCAGCAUUUAUUGAAGCAUUUUUUUCCUUAUCACAACGAAAAUAUCCUAAUGAUCACAGUUUAUUUGAUAGUGCUAAUCAUCUAGUGAAUGUUUAUAUUGAUCAUGUAAAUUCUAGUUUACCAGUUUCUUCAAGUAUUCCUCAAUCUGAUCAAUAUUUUCUUCAUCGAACUACUAAAAAUAAUAAAACAAUGAAUUCUUCAUCAUUAAAUAUUCGCUCAUCAACAGCAAAAACAUUAAUACGUAGUUCAACUGCUACACAAUCAAAGACUUCUACACUUGUAGUUUCUAAACAACAAAAUCUUCCAACAACGAAUAAUACUAAUGAAAAUACCCGAAAAAGUAUACUAAAACAAUCAACUAAAAGUGUUUUUCCUUUAUUUUUUGAUGUUUUAUAA
This is a messenger RNA of Adineta steineri, 2490 nucleotides long. NCBI's taxonomy places the organism in Eukaryota, Metazoa, Rotifera, Eurotatoria, Adinetida, Adinetidae. The record is from the annotation of a GenBank genome assembly.